Brettanomyces nanus is the source of this 339-nucleotide messenger RNA. RefSeq lists its product as uncharacterized. The transcript has a single exon. The coding region runs from base 1 to 339 and encodes 112 amino acids. Lineage: Eukaryota; Fungi; Ascomycota; Pichiomycetes; Pichiales; Pichiaceae. Gene Ontology annotation, cellular component: catalytic step 2 spliceosome; U2 snRNP; precatalytic spliceosome. The record is from RefSeq and is a predicted model, not a curated record. Gene Ontology annotation, biological process: mRNA splicing, via spliceosome.
AUGCCACAGCAAUUCGACUUAGUACAAUGCAUGAAACAGCAGGGAACGCAUGUUGGCAAGGUGUGCUCCAGGUGUGAUGGAAAGUGCCCCAUGUGCGAGUCUCUAGUUCAUCCCUAUAAAUUGGUGUAUAUCUGCGAUGACUGCUCAUAUGGAUCGUUUGCCAACAAAUGCAUUCUUUGCGGUGCAAGUGGUGGUAAAGAUGGCGAACAAUUGACAGAUGCUUAUUACUGCUAUGAGUGCUGCAUGCAAGGCAAAGAUAGGAACGGAUGUCCUAAGAUUCUCAAUAUGGGUAGUACAAGGACUGACAUGUACUUCCAGAAGAGAAGAGAGAAGACCUGA